CUGCCUUACGGAUAGAAAAGUUAUGCGUUUGAAAGAAAAUGACAAGAAUUGGUGUUGUGAACUUGGGUUUCUUAGAAAACGGAGGCAGGUCUAGAAGGAGAAUGCGAGGUAGACGUCUGCGACGUCAACGAUCCCGGCUUCCUGUGCGACACCGGAAGUGUCAUCAUGAUCCACACUGUGAUGUGUCGAACAAGGGGACGUAAUUGCGACAUGGUGGCCUAUCGGGAGGUGACGCGUCUGUGCUCCGGACGACAGUACUGUCUCAGCGCCGAUAUGUGGCUGAUAUCAGGAAAAUACUGUGAGCGGAAUGACAGGCGGGCCUUUCUGUCAAUAGCCAUUGUCAGCUACAUGUGUGUCUCAGCGCAUGCCGUGGAAUCGAACUGCAGUCAGCGUGGUUUCCGAGUAUCACGUGAUCAGAGGUAUCUGUCCAGUCCAGGCUACCCCGCCUUGGUGACGGGUAACUCCAUGUGUUCCUGGAAACUCUACCCGCCUCACGGUUAUAAGGUAGACAUAUAUGUCAGGGAAUACCUGCACCGUGACGACACCGGUCAGCAAUAUCUCAGGAUAAAAGAGUUGGCGAAAAACGGCCAAAGUCUUCAGCUUGACUCGACAGCAAAACGUGAACUUACGUCAACGCUCAGCGGAGAGGUGGAGCUGUUACUCGUCACGGAUGGCUCUACCAAAGGUCACAGAAUGUGGGUGGAAUACCGAUAUGUGCCGGAAGAAUCUUUGGAACAUCUCCGUCCUUUUCCAGUUCCAAAUAAAACAGAGUGUGGCUCUGUUCUUCUUAAUAAAACCAGUUUUCCAGGCCUCCGCCCCCGGCCUGGAUUUGGGUCAUCAACCAUUCCAACAUCCUCCCCUACUCUUUCCAAACCCUCAUCAACACUAACAACAUUAUAUGAGAAAUCCACAAGGCAUAAAGAUUUUACAAACCCAUUUUUUACUAGCACCCGCACAUCCCCUGGUGUCAACAGUACAGAUGUUCAUAAAGGUGACGGACCCAGUACAGCAAUAACAGUUGCCAUAGCAGUCUGCGCAAUCGGGUUAGCGUGUUGUAUAGCCGCUAUCUGGGCAACAUGUCGACACAGGCGGAAAAAAGCUACAGCGAACAGCCGUAACUGUCUAGCGACGGACACCUACAGCGUGGAAUACGACAGGGCUUCUCUAAACUCCACCCCCUCAUCCCACCCCUACAGCCGCCCCUCCCCCCUCGUCACCGCCCCCCGACAACAUCACGCCCUCGGCAUGGUUGACAUAGUGCGUCAGUCUGAGAUGGUUCAUUUGAAAAGUGGAUAUCACUCCCCUCCAGAGACGAUUAUGGAAGUGGCACAGACGCCUGAUAUGGAUACCUCUGCCAUGACAGAACGAGACGGACAGGCGGCCGAUACUCUGGACUUGUCAAAAUAUCUUAUAACGGAUUCUGAGAACCCACCCUGCACGCUCUCUAAAACAAGCAAACAGAGUAACGAGCGGUCGGUGUAGUGUGUCGUUGGCUGAGAGCAAAGACGUGAGGACGUGAGGACACGUCACUUUUAGAAUUACAGCCUGUGAUUACAGCUUGGCUAUCAACGCGCUGAAAAAAUUUCAAUAUCAUCCCCUGUGUGAAAUAUGUUGAUCCAGGUGCAAUGCGACUGAACUUGACAGUUUUGUGCUUCGUAUAGAGAAUCGACCUCGCUUCGAAUUUGUUUUUCGGCAGCGAAUUCUUAGCCUGUUUUGUUAAUCAUCUGUGUUACAUUUUGAGGCUAUGGGAUUAGCUAUUCUGCUUCUUGGAUGGUUACAUUUUGUGUGAUGAUGUAACAUCUUCCACGUGUUCAUACCGAGAAGCCAGCAUCAUGCGAUUUUCAAAGGGAAAGACGUUACUCGUCAUCAUCCCGGCUCCACUGUACGACGCAGACUUUCUGGAAGUGAAAACCUUCUGUUGGUUGCGUUCUUUAACAGGUCGUGGCCCGAAAUGUAUGCUAUAUCUCUCUUAGUCCUGAUAACACCUAUCGUGUAUCAUGCCAUCAUGCCGGCUAGUUCGUACGUCAUGAACAAGGCGUUCCCAACGUUAACAGAGAAUUUCCGGGAGUGGGGGUGUGAUUCCCACUCUACCGACCUUCCCCGACUUUAGGCAGAUAACACGCAUGUAAAAAAACACGGUGAUACUAGUGAAAUGUUAUGAAUCAUACAUGUGCUUGUCUGAUAAUUGCCCUACGUGCUGAUUAUGCGAAUAUCAAAUUAUGAAAUAUAUCUAUAUAUUUAUAAACAA
Molecule: messenger RNA, 2248 nt
Organism: Liolophura sinensis
Lineage: Eukaryota; Metazoa; Mollusca; Polyplacophora; Chitonida; Chitonidae
Exons: 8
Coding region: 166-1482 (438 amino acids)
Source: RefSeq, a predicted model, not a curated record